Messenger RNA from Parasteatoda tepidariorum (common house spider), 2286 nucleotides. Lineage: Eukaryota; Metazoa; Arthropoda; Arachnida; Araneae; Theridiidae. The record is from RefSeq and is a predicted model, not a curated record.
AAUUAUUGAGACCUUCCCCUCAAAACUGGUUUAGAUGUUGAUUUUUCCCUAACCUCUGAGGAAUUCCCACUUGCCCUGCAGGUAAAAGGUAAAUAAACGUUCAAAUUCGCCGACGGCUAAAAUAUGUAAGGUAGUACAGGUGUCAUUUUGAAUGCUCUUCAGUGCAUGUUUCCCUUAUAGAGUGAUGGGUGUUUAUUGAAAAUUUAUCUUAUCCUUGAUCGAAAAUGAUUAUAGGUGUGGAGUGAAAAGUUUUCCUCAUAAACAAAUAAACUUUUUAUGUUUCUCUUAAAACAUUGCAAUGGCAAAGAAUAAAGUUAAUGAAGAUUUAGUCAGGGAAAGGAAGAAUGCCUCAUUUAACAUUAAAGAACUCACGAACUUUUUAGAUGGGAGUAAAGAAAAAACAAAUCGUAGAAAAGAAUUGGAACAAUUAUUUUACAAUGAUCCAGAGCUCCAGGAUAAAGUCCCAGUUGAUUACCUUUCUCAUUCUGAAAUAUAUGAUGAUGCCUUACGUAAAUCUCUACACAUUUUUCAUAGAGCCAUGGAGUUGGCAGAUCCACAGGAAAUUUUAUCGAUUGCUGAUGCUAUAUUGCAAGAAGCUUCACCUUUAACAGUCCAUUUUGUCAUGUUCAUACCAACAUUGAUGGGUCUUGCAACAGAAGAUCAACAAGCUAAAUGGCUUCCAGAUGCUUUGGAAAUGAAGAUAAUAGGCACAUAUGCUCAAACAGAACUUGGGCACGGUACUUUCCUUCGUGGACUUGAAACUACCUCUACAUAUGACCCAACAUCUGAGGAAUUUGUUUUAAAUACUCCAACUUUAUCAUCAGUGAAAUGGUGGCCAGGGAGUUUGGGGAAAACUGCUAAUUUUGCAAUUGUGUUAGCUCAACUUUGUACUAAGGGCAAAAGCUAUGGCAUUCAUCCAUUUAUGGUGCAAAUUCGAAGUUUAGACAAUCAUCAGCCACUUUCUGGUAUUACAGUUGGGGAAAUUGGACCUAAAGUAGGCUUCAAAGCAUCAGAUAAUGGAUUUUUAAAAUUGGAUAAUGUCCGAAUCCCAAGGGAAAAUAUGCUCAUGAAAAAUGCUCAGGUGACACCUUCUGGUGAAUAUAUCAAGCCAAAGAGUGACAAACUGAAUUAUGGAACCAUGGUGUUUGUUCGUGUUCUUAUUCUUGAUAUGGUUUCUUACAAUAUAGCCAGAGCAGCCACCAUUGCUAUUCGUUACAGUGCAAUCAGGCGCCAAGCCCAAAUUUUACCGAAUGAGCCAGAAGUUCAGAUAUUGGAUUAUCAAGCUCAGCAAUACAAACUCUUGCCCAUGGUUGCUUUCAGUCAUGCUUGCAAAGCCACAUUUAUUGCUUUAAUGGAUACUUAUAAGACUGCUACACAAAACAUGGAGAAAGGAGAUUUGGCAACAUUACCUGAGUUGCACGCCACAUCAUCUGGGCUAAAAGCCUUAUGCACUGACAAUGGAAGUGCUGCAAUAGAAAUUUGCAGGAGAGCUUGCGGAGGUCAUGGUUAUUUACAAAUCAGUGGUAUACAUAGAAUUUAUGCUGCUACAGUUGCUGCUUGCACAUAUGAAGGAGAGAAUACAGUACUAUACUUACAGACUGCAAGGUACAUUAUGAAGGUUUUAAAAGGCCAACAACCUGUAGCAAGGAAUUCAGUUUUUGGUUACCUUUUAGAAGACAGCAAAAGUAUCCCAUCCAGAUUUGAAUAUCCACCCUCUUUAGAAACUCUUGUUGGUUUUUAUCGUGCUGCUGCUCAAAAAAUGACAAUUAAAGCUGCUGCCAGAGUACAAAAUUUUAUUGAUGCUGGGAAACUACCAGAAAUUGCUUGGAAUCUUAGUCAUGUGGAUUUGAUUUUGUGUGCAAAGGCUCAUGUCCAAUACUAUAUUGUUCAAAAGUACAUGGAUUGGGUUCUAGGCAGUCCUGUUCCAAACAAUUUGAAAGAAGUCUUGAAACAACUUUGUUACUUAUAUAUGUUGCAAAACAUUCAUGAACAAUCUGGCAUUUUUAUGAUGAUUGGGCUAUCUGAAAUUCAACUAUCCAAGAUGCAUGACUACAUGUUGGAAAUGCUAAAUCUUCUUCGACCCAAUGCAGUGGCUUUAGUAGAUGCUUUUGAUUUUCAUGAUCUGGUAUUAAAUAGCCCCUUAGGAUGUUUUGAUGGUAAUGUUUAUGAACGCUUAUAUGAGUUGGCACAAAAAACUCCUAUGAAUCAAAAGCAGGUACAUGAAUCAUACUAUAAAUAUCUACAGCCUGUGAUGAAAUCAAAGCUAUAAAAUUUGUCUUGUAACCC